Molecule: messenger RNA, 2173 nt
Organism: Dunckerocampus dactyliophorus (ringed pipefish)
Lineage: Eukaryota; Metazoa; Chordata; Actinopteri; Syngnathiformes; Syngnathidae
Gene: srd5a2b
Product: steroid-5-alpha-reductase, alpha polypeptide 2b
Exons: 5
Coding region: 76-969 (297 amino acids)
Biological process (GO): steroid biosynthetic process
Cellular component (GO): membrane
Molecular function (GO): 3-oxo-5-alpha-steroid 4-dehydrogenase activity
Source: RefSeq, a predicted model, not a curated record
CCACACUGAACAUGUUAGUAGUAGCUGGGGUAGAUAGAUAUACAUUAUACGUGAAAUUGUCAAGUUUUAUUUUCUAUGCAUUUACACACACUAAACCCCCAGGUUUUUUCAUGCGAAGACACGCCUCUUUUGACUCUUGGGAGUUGCCACAGCGGCUGUCUGACACUUCAAAGUGCUUCACAGGACACAAAGAAAGACAAUAGACAAGGCAGCAUGGACUGCAAUGAGAAUUUGCUCAACUAUCUGAGCUACGGGAUGAUCCUGGCAGGACUGUAUUAUCUGUACCGCCACAAGAAAUGCCAAACCUGCUAUGGCCGCCACAUGGCCCAAACUCCUCACACCAAAUUGGUCCCAGCCCGACUGGCUUGGUUCCUUCAGGAGUCACCAGCUCUUCUGGUCCCUCUGCUUCUGAUGCUCACGUCACACAAAUCCUCCAGCGUGGGGAAGGUGCUACUGCUUGGAACGUUUUGCCUGCACUAUUUUCACAGAACAUUCAUCUAUUCGCUCCUGACCAAAGGGAAUCCAUUUCCACAGAGUGUGAUGUUAUGUGCGGGUUUCUUCUGCUCCGUGAAUGGGUUCUUGCAGGGACACUACUUGCUGCAUUGUGCUACUCUGGAUGAGUGGACGUCUGACUUUCACGUCUACUUUGGCGUACUACUGUUUUACACGGGGAUGGCCAUCAAUAUUCACAGUGACUACAGUUUACGCAAGUUGAGAAAACCGGGGGAAGCCAAUUAUAAGGUCCCUACAGGUGGUUUUUUUGAAUAUGUGUCUGCUGCAAAUUAUUUUGGAGAGAUUCUUGAGUGGUUUGGCUACGCCAUGGCCACUUGGGGCCUUCCAUCGUUUUCAUUUGCUGUGUUUACCGCAUGCUUCAUUGGACCAAGAGCCAUUUACCAUCACAGGUAUUACAAGAGGAAAUUCAAGAACUACCCAAAGUAUCGAAAAGCUUUGAUUCCAUUUAUACUGUGAGAAAAUCAACACGGUAUUUCAGAGUUGACAUAAGUGUUGCAUGGAUUUAUAUUUUAUUCCGGUAUUAAGCUAAUUUUACUCCCCAAAACUGAAUACAAAUAAUCAAAAGGUCACGACAGUGAGUCCAGUUGAAAAUGUCAUGCAUGAAAGUGUAAGAUACACUCUAGUCUUAAAAACAGGAGACAUAUCUGAGACUGAAUGAAUUUUAUGGUGUUUAGAAAGAAGAAGCUGCGAGCAAACUUCAGAAAUUGUUUGACUUAGAUCAGGGGUAUCAAACUUGCUUUCAUUGAGGGCCACACGGUUAUGGCUGCCCUCAGAGGGCCACUUGUAACUGUCAGUAUGUAUGAAUAUACAUGUGGAUAUACAGUAACCUCAUGAUAUUAAUACACAAUUGCCCGUUUGAUUGUUAUAUGUUUACUAACAAAUUGAUGGUCACCUUGCUUUGAGAAGUGAAGCGAGAAUGUCAAGGUGACAAGCAAAUGGUUCAAGUAUUUAUUUUGGACAACAGAAAACGCUUGGAUUAUCUUGUUGCAUGAUCAGAUCAUAUUAAAGUCUGGAAGAACUGCACACAGUACAAUUUUUCUGUCAAUAUCAAAGAACAAAUACUGUACAUUUAGAAGGAAAAAGGUGAAGUGCAUUACUGAUACACAUUAUUCCCAGACUUUUGCAGGCCACGUGUGCCCCGGGCCUUGAGUUUGACACUUAUAACUUGGAUGUAAACAACUGGGACAAAUUUCAAAGUCCCACAUUUACACUCUGGGCCGACAUCUAGUGUUUAUGUAACGUAAAACCAGAGCACUUGGCCCGGCAAUGAGACACUGAAAUGAUACUCAGAAGUUUACUCGAAGGGUGCAUCGUAAUUUCAAUACAUUUAAAGUGUGCAUUCUCUGUAUGGCUCUAAAAGUCUUGCUACAAAAUACUAUCCAGCCAGAACGUUAAUAAAAAAACAGCAUGAAAAUGAUUUUAAAAACAGAAAGACACUAAAAGCUGAAGGCAAACGCUUGUUAAUGGAAUAUAACCAAUAUUUUCAGGAAAAAUGUGCAUUCAGGGGAUUAACUACAGUAUGUUUUCACAUAAAAUCCACAUCCACAUAAAACUAACAUUUGUGAAUGCACCUCACUGUGAAUGUUAUUCAUCACGUCGCUGAGUGUGGAGAGGAAGAGACGUGUGUGCGAGCUGUGCUGGAACUACUGUUGGUGUUAAC